Molecule: messenger RNA, 700 nt
Organism: Sinocyclocheilus grahami
Lineage: Eukaryota; Metazoa; Chordata; Actinopteri; Cypriniformes; Cyprinidae
Product: hemK methyltransferase family member 2-like
Exons: 3
Coding region: 1-273 (90 amino acids)
Cellular component (GO): eRF1 methyltransferase complex
Molecular function (GO): S-adenosylmethionine-dependent methyltransferase activity; protein methyltransferase activity
Source: RefSeq, a predicted model, not a curated record
AUGAAGACCAUCUCUUUUCAACAGGUAGGCAGUCGCGGGAUUGAGGCAUCGUGGGCCGGCGGGAUCCGUGGCAGAGAGGUGAUGGACCGAUUCUUUCCCAUGAUUCCACAGCUGCUGUCCGAUCAUGGCCUUUUUUAUCUGGUGACCGUGUCAGAGAAUGAUCCAGAAGAGAUUGUGGAUUUGUUGGGGAAAUCAGGACUGAAUGGUCACAAGUGUUUGUCACGUCAGGCUGGACGAGAGAGACUUUCUAUACUGCGAUUCAGUAAGUCCUGAAUAGCAGAUGACCAUCAGCACAUGAAGACUGUGAAACACACGUGAUGUCCAGCUGUUUCUCACCCCAAGGGUUUCUGGGUUUACAAGUGUUAUUAUAAAAAUCAAGCUGAUGUUUUGAGGUUCGUCCCGCUGCUGAACCAUCAGUAAUUCAGGCUGCGUUUGUUUGCAUAAAGUCUGCUGCAGCUCAACAACUGGGUCACAAGGACCUAGUUAGUGAUUCCUAACGGAUUGACGGGCAUAUUUACAGCACGAGUCCAUCAGCUGAGCCGUUUAUCAUGUUGAUCGUGUCGGAUUCCCGCUGCUUCAGUUUCAUUCCAUCAGUUACACUCUGACUGGCUGUUUUUGAGCAGCGCAUGUUCACUAUGGAGUGUUAAAUGCUGUUACUGACCCGCACUGAAAUCCAGAGUGUCAGAAUACCACUGCCAUC